Messenger RNA from Xenia sp. Carnegie-2017, 1118 nucleotides. RefSeq lists its product as uncharacterized. Lineage: Eukaryota; Metazoa; Cnidaria; Anthozoa; Malacalcyonacea; Xeniidae. The record is from RefSeq and is a predicted model, not a curated record.
AUAACGAUGUUCAUACGUAGCUUAUAAGCGUAUUUCCUUUGUUAUGAAAAAUAAAGCAAAAAUAUCAAUCUGAGAGCGUGAGUAAAUUAGAAAACUUCGAAGAAACGUUUCCUUGUUUCCGAAAAAAUAGGAGAAAAGCUGCAAUAACUGUUGCAAUGUUUGGGUGGAAUCAAAAUGAUGCAGUUUAAUAUCUGGAUGACAAUAAAGGCUACAAAAAUGUCAGGCUUUUACAUACUGAAUAGUACCGUUCCAUAUGAAGAAGACUCGAGACACGAAUUCAAAGGACACAGGAAUUUAGCUGUAGAAGAAUUACCGCCUUGGUGUUAUGUUACUGGCACAGACAAGCGAUCUAGGAGAGCUGUUUCUAGGGCCAUAAAUGCAUUUCUGAAUACUGGAAAUGGUGGUACUGUGUACCUGGGUAUAGUUGAUGAUGGUGUAGUGAAGGGGAUAAGACUUUCUCAAUAUCAGAAAGAUCACAUUUUGGUUUCAAUGAAUGAUCUUAUGAGCAGAUAUGAACCAAAGGUUGACUCAGGAAGAUAUAAUGUGGAGUUUGUGCCUGUAAUAGAUAAAAGAAAAGCAGACAUUCAACUAAAACAAGAUUCCUCCAGCAACAAAACAGACCAUUCUAGAUUGAGGCCUCAUUUGCUACUGACACCUGAAUACUGCUGGUGUGAUAAGGAUGCUAUGGCACAAUAUUCUCUGGGCAUUGAGCAACCUCUAUAUGUCAUUGAGGUUACAGUUCAUCCCUACCCAAGUAAACUUGUUGAGAUUUGGGACAAUGCGUACCAUCUGGACAUACACCCAGUUCAUGAAGAUGAAGAAGGCAAUUGCUAUUUUCGUAGGCAAGCAAGUCUCAUACAGUACAAGCAUUACGAUAUAUAUGAACAAACUAAAGAAGAAGUGAGACAGUUUUAUGAAGAGAUCAUUAGCAAGUUGAAGAUGAAGUUCGCCUGGCAAAGCACUUCAUGUGAAUUUAACUUGAAGAAAAAUUGAGAAACAUGAAAUAAUUUUUCUUCAGAUUCUUCCACAAGAAAUGUCUACAAACAUUGCACGCAACAAUCAAGGAAUUCCAUCCCACUUAAACACUUCUUAUUUAACAUUAAAGUUGUUAUAAAUUA